GGUGUUAUUCAUGAAGCAUAUAAACAAGUAACAGCAUUAGCUAAAGAUAUUCUUAGUAUGAUUAUCUCUAAUGAUUUAACAGCAUUUCAACCGGAGGCAUUUAUAAGUAGAAAUGAUGAUGAUUAUAUUGAAGAAGAGAUCAAAAAUCCUUCAAAAAAUUUAUUAAUUGAUAAUCCUGAAGAAUUUGAAAAUACAAAUAAUCUUUAUAUUAGUUUUGCAGCUAAAGAAAUUGAAAAACGGGAAAAAUUAAACUUUCCUGAUAAUUCUAAUGAUGAUUUUAUUGAAGCAUAUAAUAGUUUAUCCAUGUUAUUGAAUUCAAAUUAUACAUUUAGUUAUAAUUCUGAAUUUAUGAUUGGAGUUGUUAAUAAUCA
Funneliformis caledonium is the source of this 371-nucleotide messenger RNA. Lineage: Eukaryota; Fungi; Glomeromycota; Glomeromycetes; Glomerales; Glomeraceae. The record is from the annotation of a GenBank genome assembly.